AUGGACGGGCACAUUAAGGACAUAUGCUGCAAAGGUCCAGUUAGUAGAAAUCAAUCUCUGGACGUCAGUCAAAUCAGCGUCUACUUUUACGACUUCCAACGGGACAGAAGUAAAUCUUUUCCUAUAGAUAAAGCUGCUAAAGGCAUUCUCUCUUAUGAUAAACUUGACAAAAACAAGAAGUUCUACAUGUUUGUCAGUGGAUUCGCAACGUACAUCAACCACACAAAUGCAAACUUAGUAAGAAAAACAUUUGAAAAUGUCCCUAAUAGUUACUUAAUUCUCAUAGACCAUUCAGCUUACACAAAUGAUGCUGACGGCCCAAAAAAGAGUUACGAAAGAUCCGUUCAAUACGUCUAUUCUAUUGGACUAAAAUUGGCCCAAAUGUUGGCUGAACUGAACCAAGGAGGAAUUAAUGCUAAACGUUUCCACGCUAUUGGCCAUAGUCUGGGUAGCCAAAUGUUGGGCUAUGUUGGGACCAAAUUCAUGAACGCUACUGGUAGUAAAAUUGCUAGGAUAACAGCCUUAGAUCCAGCUGGUCCUUGUUUUGCAAAGAGCUUCAGAGAGGAGCAGAUCAGAGCUGGUGUAGCGGACUAUGUGGAAGUAUAUCAUUGUGACGAUGGUGGGUUGGGUACGUCCAGUGUGCUAGGUGAUACAGAUUUCUAUAUGAACACAGGUAGUGCUCAACCACAAUGCAGUUUUCCCAGUACAAAUAAAUGCAGUCAUAAAGCUUGUGUGUCCAUGUGGAUGGCAUCAGUAGACCAUCGGUUCCUGGCCAGACAGUGUGACAAAUUUAAAUCGUUCAAACAAUGGAAGUGCUCCAAUAAUAUCACUACCACUGCUGGCUUCUGGAAUCCUGGUACAGCCAAAGGAAUAUAUUACUUCUCGACAAAAGGAUACAAAUUAGAUGUACUGUAG
Spodoptera exigua (beet armyworm) is the source of this 915-nucleotide messenger RNA. NCBI's taxonomy places the organism in Eukaryota, Metazoa, Arthropoda, Insecta, Lepidoptera, Noctuidae. The record is from the annotation of a GenBank genome assembly.